Messenger RNA from Capra hircus (goat), 4652 nucleotides. RefSeq names its product coiled-coil domain containing 71-like (gene CCDC71L). The record is from RefSeq and is a predicted model, not a curated record. Lineage: Eukaryota; Metazoa; Chordata; Mammalia; Artiodactyla; Bovidae. The coding region runs from base 255 to 956 and encodes 233 amino acids. The transcript has a single exon.
CCAGGGGGGCGAGGCGCCGUCCAAUGACAAAGCCCAGGGGUGGGCGCCGGCCGCCAUCUUGUACCGGGCGGCAGGAUCUUCACCCGCGUCCUCCGCCCUCGGAGGGGGAGGGGCAGCGGCGGCGGAGGCGAGAAAAGUAGCGAGAGACGCGCCGGGCGGGAGGUGCCAGCAGCGGCCGGCGCCGCGGAGCCAAACACCGGCGGGGACGGCGGCGGCGGGACCCGGCGAGCGCGGGCGGCCCCGAGCGGCCUUCGAUGCGGCGCAGCGUGAAGAGGCGGCGGCGCCGGCCCCCGGCGGCCCCGGCCGCGGCCGCCCGGGGCGGCGGCUUUAGGCUGGGAGGAGGGGCCGGUCAGGAGGCGCGGGAGGAGAAGGUGGUGUACUCGCGGUCGCAACUGUCGCUGGCCGACAGCACCAAGGCACUGGGCGACGCCUUCAAGCUGUUCAUGCCUCGCAGCACGGAGUUCAUGAGCUCGGACGCGGAGCUCUGGAGCUUCCUCUGCAGCCUCAAGCACCAGUUCUCCCCGCACAUCCUGCGCAGCAAGGACGUCUACGGCUACUCCUCUUGCCGGGCACUCGUCCCCGAGCCCCCGGGGGGCCCCGCCGCCCGCGGCCCGACGCGCAGGCCGGCCCCGAGCGCGGCGGCCAGGAGGAGGCGCCGCGGAGCCCGGGCGCCAGCCGCUCGCCGGAGGAAGCUGCCGCCGCCCCCGCCGCCGGUCCCCGAGGAGAGCUGCCCGGUCAAGCCCGCGGACCCGGAACCCUGCUUCGGGGGCCGCACCCUGGAGGAGAUCUGGAGGGCGGCCACCCCGACGCUGACCACCUUCCCCACCAUCCGCGUCGGCGGCGACGUGUGGAGCGAGCGCAGCCUGGCGGCGGCACGGCGUAGAGCGCGCCAAAUCCUGCGAGUGAACCUGGAACCCGUGGUGAGGCUCCGCCGCUUCCCGGUGCCCCGGGCAUGACGCGCGGACCGCGUCACCCUCCCAGACCGGGACGGAGCUCCCGCCCGGAGGGAUGGACAAGUGUCAGUCGAGUGUUUACAGAUCCGGCCAGGACCCCGUCCCCUUACGCACUUUACGGGCGAAGAAGUCACCGGAUGGUGUUCCCGGGCCCGCGGCACCGCCGUCUGGAACUCCGGGGCAGGUGCGCCCUCCACCCCCUCCCAGUGCGGGGCAGCAGAGGAGACCGCGGGACCCGCGGGGGAGGGCCGUUUGCUUCCGUACCCGGGACUGAGACGUCUCCAGGACUGAAGGGGCAGAUCCGUUUUCUCCCUUUGGACUCUACCUCACUGGUCUGGAAGUCCUCCGAAGAAGUCGUUAUUUUUUCCAAAGGAAUUUGGUUUCGUGCUUGUGUAAUAAAGCCAGAAUCUACUUGCUUUUUACCCCGCCCUAUCCCGGCCUCCUUCCCACCCCUUACCCCCAUUUUUUUCUUUUCAACUGCCACCCCUCUUUCUGGACGAUAGAUCGAACCUGUUUUGUGCUGUUGUUGCACCCGUUUGUGCUCAGGGUAUUCUGAAUCCCACUCGUUUCCUAAUUUUAACCGGAUUCCAAAGCUUUGACCAAGGAUAUUUUUCAAACUUAUGACUUAAUGUUAAGAGUGCAAGGAUUUGUAUGAUUUGAAUGCCAUGGGCUCAGUGAUUACAAACAAAGAGAUGCAAAGUACAACUAUUUCAACAUUUUUGAAGUGUUUCUAAAGAUUUUAUAUUGAGAUUUAAUGUUUAUAUAUACUGAGCUCCUAAAGAAAAUGGUAGAAACUCAUAUAAAGUUCUGUUUGGGAAAAGUUAAUUUGUUAAAGUCUUUUUGAUUAAAUAAAAAUUAAAGUACCUUGAAACCACAUGGCUUGUGAUAAAGAAAAAAAUGAGUUACAAAGAACUGGUGUUGGUUAAAGAGAUGGAUGGAAUCCUAUUGGAAAUGGUUUGGCCUCUUUGUACUGGUCUAACAUACAAAUCCAGGAGAAGUUCAAAGGUAACCUAUUUUAAAUUGGGAGCCACGUAGGAGAAAUGAAUGUGUGUAAACCUGGUGAUUAAAAUGGUAAACAGAAUACCCAUUAGAGUUCUCAGAACUAGCUCUUUAGAGGGGUGGGGGCAUUUCUUGGUAUCAGAUAACUUGUUGAAAUUACUCUGGGCAAAAUAGAUCUUUCUCUACUUUGUGCUGAAUAGCAGAAAGUGCCCCGACUAACACCCAUCACCUUUAUAGACAUCGUGACAUUUGUCUUUUUUCCUCCACGAGUAUCCUUUUUUAUCUUAAUUCCAUUCAUAAUUAUGUUCGCAGUUACCUGUCUUUGUUGACAGCUGAAGACCACAGGAAUCCAACGGGCGAUUCACACUGAGUACUGACCCUUCUUUUACACUUUUAUAAUAGCAUUUAUACCAUAUGGCCCAGAGUGGAAUUCUUGAUUAUCCAAGUGCCUUUGGUCAUUGGUGGCAGCAAGACUUAAUGGUUUUUAGCCAGUGGUGCCACAGCCAGAUUUUACUGCAAUAUCUAAAGGGUCAAGUGGUUUUUGUACCACAGUUUUUCAAAUUUAAGUAGUCUGCCAUGAAACUGCUUACACUGGCUGGAACUUAACAUAGGAAGUCCUCAAUAUUAAGAUUUCUCUCUGCUUGGCAGCUUCUUAGGAGAAUAGUAAGAGUUGCAAUUUCGACUCUUGUGUUCUUAGAUUUCAAAUGGCAUAGCUUUCUGAAUUGAAUUUUUCAAGUUUAAUAGUACAUAAGUAGGAGUUUUGUGACUUUAAUUUCAGUGUUCUUGUUUUGUAAAAAAGAAAUAUAUAUAUAUAUAUUAUAUACAUGACUUGAUGCCAGUUUCCCAGUAUGCCUCAUAUUCUCUUAUUCACUACUCAAUAAUAAUGCGUUGUAACAAACACUGUCACAUGAGUAAAUAAAAAUGAAUCAUUACUUAGAUGAUGGAGAGUGUUACAUUUGAUCUCUGUGAUAGGAAGCUUAUAUAUAUUCUUUUGGUUAUUAGCUUCCAUUGGCAGUUGUACUGCAGAUACAUAGGGUUUUCUCCCUUCUCUCACUCCCAAAUUGUUCAUUUUUUUUUAGUUAACUAGCCCCUAAAAAAAACUAUGUAUUGGUACCACUUACUAUUGUAUAUAGUUUUAUAAUAAUUAAAAAAAUAAAUUCAAUGGCCAUAUUAGAAUGUAAUUUCAACAUACAGCUUAUCCAGAUAGUUUCCCAGAGGGUUUUGAAAUUAAACUUAGCUGGGAGGAUAACUGCUCAGCACAAAACUGAAACAACCAUUGACAUCAUGCAUUUUAUUUUAACUGAGAUUCUUAACAUUUUCCCCUCCUGCCUUGUUACUUUAGUGCACUUGAACUAGCAUAAAUGCUUCUUUGAAUUAUCUGGGCUGUCUGAUUUCAGUUUGGAUCUGAUUGCCCAUCUUGAAUUCAAUAUGUUAUUUAUCUGGUCUGUUUAAAAAUCAUACCAUUUCUAGUUUGUGAAAUAGGUGUCAAAAAAGUCUUUAUUUUUGCCAAGUGUUCUUUAGCAAAGCCUAUGUUACGACUCCUAAAAUGUGAAGAAACAACUAAUAUAGUUGGCUAGUAUAUUAAUAGGAAAGUGAAAGUAUUUUGUGGUUACAUUGGGCAGAAUGCGAAAAGAAACUUGGCAAGGUGGCCUUUAUGGUGAGACAUCCAUUUUCUGUCCUCUAAGUGUGUAGUUUAGCAUGUAUAUAGUUUUUUAAAAGAUCUCUCAUGACUUGAUUCAUUCUCUUAUAAGAUUAUCUUAUAUCUCAUAUGGCACAAGUAGAGGGAGAAGCUAGGAGGAAGUUGAUCACCUCGCUAUGCUUUUAUUUCAUUUUUAACUCUUUGAGUGCCUAAAUGUGGUGACUGUCACCUCAGCUAAUCUUUGAAUCUUCCUGAUGUCAUUUUUAUCCUCCCUGUCAACCAACAACUUAAUUUCCCUUCCUGAAACCAGUAAUGUCAUGAUUGUUAAGGGCAAGCUCUGUUGUUGAUAGUGCAAAGUGUCGCUGUUGUGGUGCGUAUUUAUUUUGUCAAAGUUUGAGUACCCUGUUGGACUUGUAUAACUAAGCUGGUGGCUGACACCUAUUGAUUUGCUCCAUGCAAAUGAUAGUACUAUAAAAUUCUUCAAUAAAGAAACAUUAAAAUUAUUUGAAUACAAAAAACCUGAGCAAUUCUGAACUCAAAGCCUUUUGUUGUUUUAAGGGUUGCCACAGCAUUCUUUAAAUUGGUGGUUUUUAGUGGACUUAUAAACAUAAUAUUUACUUUACUGGUGUGUUUCAAAUAUUUUUUGAUAGCCUGUUAUGUCUUAAGUACUUUAGAAGACAAUUGUUUGUUAAUGGAACUAAAUUGUUUCCUUGGACAGUUUGAUGUGCAUAUGAUUAAGAUUUACAAUCUGGUUGUACUCUGCUUUUUAACUUAUUAAUUGUAAAUAAAUUUUAGAGAAUACACGGUGACUGAUUUUUCUAAUGAUGUUGAAAGUUUUUGAAAUGGGAUUUUAUGUUUUUAUGUGAGUUGGAAAGCAUCUUGGGAUCAAUUUUGACUUUUUUUGAUGAACUUGAGACUCCUACCAGUCUUGAGAUCUGUGUUUUGUGCUGUCUUGAGGCUCUUUUUGACAUUACCUCUUAGAUGAUCUAGUGAAUCUCCAGAAUAGUAUUUCAUGGCCAAUCUUGUCAUUACCAAAAUUUGCCAGCAAAAAAAAAAAAAAA